AUGUUGUCCUGCCGUCGCAGGUUAAACCAGCGAGCGCAACCAGCCUCUCCUACUGAGACACUGCUUGAGUUCUCCUCGAAAUCAACAUCUAGCCUCACUUGUGGCCCAAAAUCUGACCCCGAAAGUCACGGUAAUGUCAGUACUGAACUACAGUCAAACAGAAGUGCCCGAUAUACCAGGAUUGUUUUGGGAGGGAAAGCAAAUGCAGAGAACCUACCGGUGCCUAAAACGAAGAGGCGAAAACCGGGAGACGAAAGUUACAAAUUAGUUGAAGGUAUGGAAGAAUUGGCAGGCUGCUCUCGACCUUGUCCUCAGUCGGUGGAAAAUGGAUCUACCGCGCAGAAAACGAGAUCGAAAAAACCUAGAAAACAGACUCUAAAAGGCCAGGGUUCAGAGGAAACGACCAAUCCAAGGCUGAAAGGGAAGAUCAUAAAGCCAUCCACUACCUCCAAAAUAUUGACAAGUAAGAGAAGCAUUAUGCAUCCUGCUGAUCUACAGCAGAAGGAGGCUGGAAGUCCUGGUUGGGAGUCAUGUGGAUUACGCCUUGAGGAAGCUACUAUAAGAAGAGACUUUUGGACACCCAUAAAGAACACAACUCCGGCCCAUAUUGACCUUACAGGAUCUCCCGUCUUCACGCAAACAGGGGAAACUCAGGAUAAAGGCAAUGACUUCAGGUCAUUGAUGUCCGGGUUCAGUUUCUCAAGAGAAACCUCUCGUGAAAUUGGCUCUGAUGGUCAAUAUCCUGCUGAAGGGCCAACAACAAAACAGCUCUUAGAGUUCAUACCACAAAGCUUGCCUUCAGGCAAAAAUUUGGAAGCUGAGGCUCUCGAUACAGCUGCGUCUAGUACCUCGGAAGGAAAUAGCCGGUUUAAACCAGCUGGAAAACCCAAACGACCCGCCAAAUCAAAGAUCACUACGAUCACUUCGCUAACUACAGGGCGGUACGAGUCACCGUUUACAUCAGAAGGCGGUGACUAUAUUUCGUCAGCCGAUAAAGACGUAGAGUCCAUCCAACCCGCCAGAAAACCUACUUCGAAGCGUAAGGCUACAAAGGCAAAAUCUGGAACAAAGAUUUCGAAGGACGAAUGCCAAGCUCGAUUUAGACCUGCUCCUACUGUCGAAGCCCUACAGACUAUUGAAAACCAAACCUUGCUAUUCGGGACUUCCAGUCAGCUAGAGAGAGAUUCCAGUCCUAGUGUCUAUGGGAUAGAGUCUGGCCUAGAACACAGUCAAGGUCAGGGUGAAUCAGCAAGGGUAAGGUCUAGAGAGCUCUCCUCCGGCCUUGGGGUUUCGAGGUUUUCCAAAUCUAAGAACUUAUGGGCGGCAAGUUCUCGUGACCUAGAUGGUUAUCUCUUGAACGUUGAAAUGGUUGAUUUGGUCGAACCAGCAGCUCCAGCAUAUCAACCUCAGGACGAGCAACAGUCUACCAACAAGUUUUCUCAAGUUGGGAUACAUACAGAAAUUCUACCACCGAUUGAACAUGAAAGCUCCGAGAAGACUGAACCAUCCAUUCACACUGUUGUUAAUAUUGACACUUCCGAUACUAUCAAGAGUCCCCAUGAAAUUUCAACCACCCAUGACAAUGAAAAUGGGGUUGCAAGCAUACCGGAUUUUAACCGACUUUCAACCGACGCCCUCACAGCCAAGGUGGCGUCUUUUGGUUUUAGGCCGAUUAAAAGCCGUGAGAAAAUGAUAGUUCUUUUGGGGAAAUGUUGGGAAAGUAAAAGGAAAGCUGCUGGUAGACCAGAAAUUGGACCAUCUGAACGAGAUGAACCACAAGGAACUUCUCAAGGACGACCCUUGAACAAUACUACAAAUCCGAUAGAAGCUGGCCCUAUACCUAGCGUUAUCCCCUCAAUACGGACGACCACUCCCGAUGGAAUAGUCGACUCCUCGCGAACAAUUGAGACCAUAUCUCACAACCUGAAAUUGCCUCCAAAGGCUAAGGGAAACACACUCCGUUCCAAGGGCACCGAACGUGAUACUCAACCUAAUACAAUAGAAAUAGACGAUUCUACCGAUGAAGGCUUACCAGAGUCAUCUAAACAGCUGACCAGCUCUGGGAAUUCCCAUCUUCCUCCUCGGGUAUCAUCAUGCGAUAAGCCCAGUGGCCUUGUGCCAGGCCCGGGAGCAUUUUCAAUCCGAACUAAAGGAGUUAGUACCAAGGAAAACGAACCAGCAGAACUCCCAAAUAUAUUUCUACAAAUUACAAAUGCUGUCAAAGCACAGCCUCGUAUACGCAGCAUCAAGGGUAUCAAGCAACCCACAUGGCAUGAGAAAAUUGUCAUGUAUGAUCCUAUUUGGCUUGAUGAUUUUACGUUAUGGCUGAAUGUGGAAGGCUUUAAACGCAUACACGAAGAUCGAGAAGUUCACGCAUCACUGGUAAGGGAAUGGUGUGAAAGCAAAGGCAUCUGCUGCUGUUUCAAGAAUAAGAGAUGA
Messenger RNA from Trichophyton verrucosum HKI 0517, 2439 nucleotides. RefSeq lists its product as uncharacterized. Gene Ontology annotation, molecular function: 5'-flap endonuclease activity. The record is from RefSeq and is a predicted model, not a curated record. The transcript is spliced from 2 exons. Gene Ontology annotation, cellular component: nucleus; Slx1-Slx4 complex. Gene Ontology annotation, biological process: DNA repair; DNA replication. The coding region runs from base 1 to 2439 and encodes 812 amino acids. Lineage: Eukaryota; Fungi; Ascomycota; Eurotiomycetes; Onygenales; Arthrodermataceae.